This is a messenger RNA of Artibeus jamaicensis (Jamaican fruit-eating bat), 2842 nucleotides long. It is a transcript of the gene ZNF575, whose product is annotated as zinc finger protein 575. The coding region runs from base 152 to 1042 and encodes 296 amino acids. The transcript has 4 exons. Gene Ontology annotation, cellular component: nucleus. The record is from RefSeq and is a predicted model, not a curated record. Lineage: Eukaryota; Metazoa; Chordata; Mammalia; Chiroptera; Phyllostomidae.
GAGCCCCCGCCGAGACGCCUCGGUCUCCCGGACAGGGAUUAGGGGCAGAAUGCUAGGAUCUCCCGGAGUGGGAUCGUUUGGGAUGCUGAUGCAUAGAUUCCGGAGGAACUGCAUCGAUGUCUGAGCCUUGGGAGGGUGCACUGGUUCCCGAAUGCCACGAUCCCUUGGGGUCUUUCCUUUACCCUCCACGGCCCCAACUCCACGCCGGGGAUGGAAUUUCUCAGCAAGGAAGAAAUUUAGCGGUCCAGGCGUCAAUGGACUGAGACUAAGCCGAGGCCCUCCUUUAGGUCUCUGGGCCAGCAAGAUGCUGGAACGGGAUGCCGAACCCGCCACUGCAGCCACCGACCCUAGUCCUGCUGGCAAGGAACUAGUGACCAAAGGAGCUCCCCACCAGGGUUCGUCCAAGAAGCCCCACCAGUCGGCUGCAGGGCCUGCUGCAUCCUCGGGGGCGCCGACUCGACCCCGCAGGCGGCCCCCGCCCCAGCGCCCGCACCGCUGCCCCGACUGUGACAAGGCCUUCUCCUACCCGUCCAAGCUGGCCACGCAUCGACUGGCACAUGGAGGCGCCCGCCCCCACCCGUGCCCCGACUGCCCCAAGGCCUUCUCCUACCCCUCCAAGCUGGCAGCCCACCGCCUCACGCACAGCGGGGCCCGCCCGCACCCGUGUCCGCACUGCCCGAAGGCCUUUGGCCACCGCUCCAAGCUGGCAGCCCACCUCUGGACCCACGCGCCCGCCCGCCCCUACCCGUGCCCUGACUGCUCCAAGUCCUUCUGCUACCCCUCCAAACUAGCUGCCCACCGACACACACACCAUGCCACGGACUCCCGCCCCUAUCCCUGCCCACACUGUCCCAAGGCUUUUUCAUUCCCCUCCAAACUGGCCGCCCAUCGCCUAUGUCACGACCCCCCCACCGCGCCGGGCAGCCAGGCCACGGCCCGGCACCACUGCUCCAGCUGCGGCCAGGCCUUUGGCCAGAGACGCCUCCUGCUCCUUCACCAACGCAGCCACCACCCGGCCGAGAGUCAGGGGGAGCGGGGGUGAGCCCUCCCCUGGGCUCACUGGCUCCCCCUGCCGCCGGCCCCAGGAAAUAAAGAGGUGGCACUUCUAAACCGGGCUGCACGGACUCACCUCUUCUAGUUGGCAGGGAGGGUGGCACCGCACACUGCACUGUAACUUAAAGGGUGAAGGAACUCUUUGCUUACCCAUUUUGGGGAAGGGAAGGGUCACCCACUGGGAGCUAACCGGCCCCAACGUGGACCUGGAGCUGUGGUGUGAACCACUGGCUCUGGUUUUUCCCAACUAUUCAUUUGGCAAAGGUAAGAAGUCUGCUCACAUGGGUUGGUGAGGAGUGUGGGGAAACGGGCUGUCUUUAUUAAGUUGACCGGUGCCUCCGUGUUGGCCAUUUGGCUGUAUCUGUAACAUAGUGGAACGCGCACGUGCUCGUCUCAACUAUUCCACUUGUAAUUUAUCCUAUAAACUAAGCACGUGAGCAAGGCACGUGGGCAAGAACGUGCACUGCGGCGCGAUGGCUGUGCCCAAAGGGGGGGGAGCAACCUGAGUGUUCGUCACCAGACCAGCUAGUAGAAGACAGAACUAGAGUGGAAUGUGUAGCUGUAGGAAAAAGUCAGCCCUUCAGGUACCAGCAUGGAGAGAUUCUUAACAUACAUGAUAAAAGUCAAGAACAAGGGGUAUAUUACUGAGAGUAUGAAAAAAACGAAGUCCAAGUUUUGGAGCCAGCUCUGACCCACUAGGUAUGGCCCAGGAGCCCUGGACAAGUUUUGUCUCAUCUCUGGACCCAGAAGCUGUGUCUGUGAGACACAAGUGUUAACCUGUAACAAGGCCUGUGUCAGGGUGCAAGCGUCACCAUCUCGGGCAAAGUCAGUGUCCCCCCUGGGGCCAGUUCCUCCCACUAAAAUCAGAGGCUCAAGCUGACAUUGGCUUGCUCUUCUUUCUAACAUAAGCACCUCCUGUAUGCCAGGACCUGCACAGGGUAUUGAGAACAUGGCAGUAAACAAGGCCAAUCUGGUCCAGUGAAGGAAGUGGGCAGUAAUCAAAUAGUGGCGGGGAAAAUGAAGAUGCCAAGUCCAUUUUGAAUAACAAGUAGGUGACCCUUGGUCCUGACAUGUGACAACCCCACCCCCGUAGAUCGGGGUUGGCAAUCUCUUUGUGGAGAGGGCCAGAUAGUGUGUAUCUUUAGGUUUUGCAGGUCACGCAGUGCCUGCCACAACCACCCAACGCUGCUGUUGUGGCGCAAAAGCAGCCACACGUUAUGAUACAUUAAUGAAUUCGUGGCUGGGUUCCAAUAAAACUUUAUUUACAAAAAGAGCGGGUGGGCUGGAUUUUGCCGGUGGGCUGCAGCUUGCCGACCCCCACUGCAGAUGAGAAAGGGCAGGCUAAUCUGUGAGCUGAGAUGGGAAAGAACGAAGUGGGACCCUGUGGUGGGCAGAAUGGUCCCCCCCAAAUGUCCUCGUCCUAACCCCCAGAAUCUGUGUGUUAGCUUACACAUGGCAGAACGGACUUUGCAGAUGUGAUUAAGGAUUUUGAGGUGGGAAGAUUAUGCUGAUUACCCCAGCAGGCCCAGGGUAACCACAGGACCCCUCAGAUGGGUGAGGGAAACAAGACUGGGAAGAUGUGGUCGUGGAAGCGGAGACUGGAGUGAUGUGAGGCCACAAGCUGAGGAAUUAAGGAAUUCAGCUGCUUCUAGAGGCUAAAAAAGUCAAGAAAAUGAUUCUCUCUCAGAGCCUCUAGAAGGAACCCUGGCCUGCUGCCACCUUGACUUUGGCCCAGACUGAUUUCGGACUGCCAACCUCCAGAACUGUAAGAAAAUAAAUGUGUAUUGUU